Zootoca vivipara (common lizard) is the source of this 3305-nucleotide messenger RNA. RefSeq names its product gamma-aminobutyric acid receptor subunit beta-4. Lineage: Eukaryota; Metazoa; Chordata; Lepidosauria; Squamata; Lacertidae. The record is from RefSeq and is a predicted model, not a curated record. Gene Ontology annotation, cellular component: membrane. Gene Ontology annotation, molecular function: extracellular ligand-gated monoatomic ion channel activity; GABA-A receptor activity. Gene Ontology annotation, biological process: monoatomic ion transmembrane transport.
GAGACCGGAUUCCACCUUUUCCUUCGGGAGCGCAACUUCCACCUUUAUCGGAUCCGUCCCUGGUCUGCGCCCCCCCCCCACCACGAAAGCGCAUUUUCUCACGCAGCGGCGCGCAGCCUCUCCUCCUGUAACGGGCGCAUCUCCUCUCCAAAAGCGGGAUCCUCUCUCCUUGGCGCAUUUCCACGGUGGCCGCGCAGCUUUCUCCUCCUCGGAUCCGUCCCUGGUGGUCCCGCCAUCCUCACCUGCGCGUUCCCCCACCUUCGGGCGCAGCCUUUCCCCCAGCGCAUCUUUCUCGCGGGCAGGAGCGUCUCCACUCGACACUUGCGCCCUCGAGAGCGCAUUUCCAGCCUUUCCCUUGGCCUGCGCGCCCGACGGCGCAUUUUCCCUCCUGACCGUCUCCAAAAAAGCGCAUUUUCUGCAUUGGGGCUCAGCCUUUCUUCGUUUGUCCAGACAGUCUCCUCGCCUACGCCCCCCAAAAAGCGCAUUCCCCAACAUUGGGGCGCAGCGUCUCCGAUUGCGGCCUCCGGAGCGCAACUCCCGCGCCCCGUCGCCCUCUCCUGAAGCACCUUUUCCACGUGCGCCCGCUGGCCGGAGACUCCCGUUGGCUCCUCUGCGCGCAACCGGAGCGCAUUUCUUCUCCCGUCCGUUUUGCGCCAUGGCGAGGCUGCUGCCAGAGGGACCCUGCGCCGGCGCCUGCUGAGCGCCGCUCUUCGAUUCGGAUUCCCAUUCGCUUCAGGUGAAUCGGCCGGCCCCACCGCUGUCCCCCUUUCGGGGGUGCUGACCCCCCCUCCCCACCCCACCCCGACCUCACACCCCUCGGAAAUGCGGGGACUGCGCGGCGGCGCAUGGGCUGCGCUCUGUCUUCUCUCCUGCUGCUGUUGGGCGCACAGCCCCUCCACUGGCAACAUCUCGGUGGUCAAGGACAUUGUGGACAAGCUCCUCAAAGGCUACGAUGUCCGCCUGCGGCCCGAUUUCGGAGGGAACCCGGUGGUGGUGGGGAUGAGUAUUCACAUCUCAAGCAUAGACCAGAUUUCUGAAGUCAACAUGGACUAUACCAUCACCAUGUACUUCCAGCAGAGCUGGAGGGACAAGCGGCUCGCCUACGGCGAUCUGCCAUUCAACCUGACGCUUGACAACCGAGUGGCCGACCAGCUCUGGCUCCCGGACACCUACUUCCUGAACGACAAAAAGUCCUUCUUGCAUGGCGUCACUGUCAAGAACCGCAUGAUCCGCUUGCACCCAGACGGCACCGUCCUCUACGGCCUGAGGAUCACGACAACCGCUGCCUGUAUGAUGGAUCUCCGGAGAUACCCAUUGGAUCAGCAGAAUUGCACCCUGGAAAUUGAGAGCUACGGCUACACCGUCGAUGACAUUGUCUUCUUCUGGCAAGGAAACUCUUCGGCCGUGACGGGAAUGGAGGUCUUGGAGUUGCCCCAAUUUACCAUCAUUGAGCAGAAGCUGGUCACCCGUGAGGUGGUCUUCACCACUGGGUCCUACCUCCGCCUGUCCCUCAGCUUCCGCAUCAAGAGGAACAUCGGCUACUUCAUCCUGCAGACCUACAUGCCCUCCAUCCUCAUCACCAUUCUCUCCUGGGUCUCCUUCUGGAUCAACUACGAUGCUUCGGCUGCCCGGGUGGCCCUAGGGGUGACUACCGUCCUCACCAUGACGACCAUCAACACCCACCUCCGGGAGACGCUGCCCAAGAUCCCGUACGUCAAAGCGAUUGACGUCUACCUAAUGGGCUGCUUCGUCUUCGUCUUCCUGGCACUGCUGGAAUACGCCCUGGUGAACUACAUUUUCUUUGGGCGAGGGCCCCGCCAGCAGAAGAGACGUGCCCGGCGCCUGGAGCCCCGGACUCAGCCCGACCCGUACAGCAACCUCCUCCUAGCUGGCGUCUCUGACAGCAACUGCCCGCUCUUCUCCACGUCGCCCUCGCCGGACCCGCGCCCCUGCGGCCUGCGCAGGUUUGACUCUUCAGGCACCGCCCUGCACUCCCGGAAGGCGCCCGCCUGCCGCACCACCCAGUCCAACUGCCGCCUGCGCCGGAGGUCGUCCAAGCUGAAACUGAAGAUCCCCGACCUGGCCGACGUCAGUACCAUUGACAAGUGGUCCCGGGUUCUAUUCCCCAUCACCUUCGGCUUCUUCAACCUCCUCUACUGGUUGUACUACGUCAACUGACAUCCGACAGGGAGAGCACCCAGUGUCGGGUUCAGGUCCUGCCCACACUCCUACCCCAGCCUUGCCUCCUCUCUGCUUCCCAUUCAUCCUGUCUCCUCACGGUCCCUUCCUCUUCCCUUAAGAGUCACUUCCUGUACACUCUCAGGCACUUCCUGUUCCCUUACGGCCCCUUCCUGUUUUACCCCUGUCCCUUCCUGUUCCCUUCAGUUCACCUCCUCUUUGCUCUCAGGCACUUCCUGUUCCCCCACAGCCCCCCCCCACAAUUCCUCUUUGCUCUCAGGCACUUCCUGUUCCUCCACAGUCCCUUUUACUCUCCCUCAGAGCCCCCUUCCUGUUCUCUCACAGCCACUUCCUGUUCCCUCUGAGGGACUUCCUGUUCCCUCACAAUCCCUUUCAUCUCCUUCACAAUGCAGUCCCUUCUUAUUCUCUCUCUGUCCCUUCCUGUUCCCUUAAAAGUUCCUUCCUGUUCUCUCACAGCCACUUCCUGUUCCCUCUGAGGGACUUCCUGUUCCCUCACAAUCCCUUUCAUCUCCUUCACAAUACAGUCCCUUCUUAUUCUCUCUCUGUCCCUUCCUGUUCCCUUAAAAGUUCCUUCCUGUUCUUUCACGGCACCUUUCUGUCCCCCUCCCCUCCCCACUUCCUGUCCCCUUGGAGCCACUUCCUGUUCCCAAACCAGCCAUGGAGAACCCACCGUUUUGAGUAACGGGAAACGAGGAACAAGCCACGCCUCCCAACUUCCAGUACUUUCUCUUCCUCCUGCUCCUUGGACCGGCCGGGCUUCCUUCCCGCCGGCCACUUCCCUUCUGUUGCUUCUGCCAUUACAGGUUCCGGCUGACGGACUUUUCGGAACCAACUUGAACCGAGUUUACAGUUUUCUACCUAGCGACCGACCGACCAACAGGAUCUCUCCGUUCUCACGUUUGGGGUUUUACCCCCCCUGUUGUUCUGGGAGGGAUUUGAGGAAAGAGGGAUUUGCUCCUGAGCGUGUGCAGAGUUCCCUUUUUUUCUAAGCAAUGUACAUGAACCUUAAAAAAACACAUUUUGGAAACUGUUCGAUAUCCGUUGGUCGGGAAUCUUUCUUGUCUUUGCCCCCCCCCUUAUAAAAUCGGAGAAUUUCACUUUAAAUA